AUGGUGGAUAACGGGGCUCAAAAUGUCGUGUUGACCAGCCGGCAUCCUGAUGUUCCGGUGGGAGUGUUCGAACUCAUGUCGCAAAAUGGUGCCGAGUUGCGUGUCAUACCAGUGGGCGUUGAGAACAAAGAAGGCUUAAGAGCGGCAGAUACCGAGAUCAAGUCUAGUAUGCCGCCCAUUGAAGGCAUUAUCAAUCGUGCUAUGGUGCUUCGGGGCCGCGCCUUCCUCGACACAUCUUGA
This is a messenger RNA of Penicillium hordei, 240 nucleotides long. RefSeq names its product Male sterility NAD-binding. The coding region runs from base 1 to 240 and encodes 79 amino acids. The record is from RefSeq and is a predicted model, not a curated record. Lineage: Eukaryota; Fungi; Ascomycota; Eurotiomycetes; Eurotiales; Aspergillaceae. The transcript has a single exon.